This is a messenger RNA of Rhododendron vialii, 1908 nucleotides long. RefSeq lists its product as uncharacterized. Gene Ontology annotation, biological process: DNA integration. The transcript is spliced from 5 exons. NCBI's taxonomy places the organism in Eukaryota, Viridiplantae, Streptophyta, Magnoliopsida, Ericales, Ericaceae. The record is from RefSeq and is a predicted model, not a curated record. Gene Ontology annotation, molecular function: nucleic acid binding. The coding region runs from base 1 to 1908 and encodes 635 amino acids.
AUGACAGCGGCUCUCAACAGGUUUAUUAGCCGCUCAUCAGAUAAAUGCCAUGUCUUCUUCCAAACUCUUAAGAAGCAAAGCCGACGAAGUUUCAAGUGGACGGAAGAUUGCGAUGCAGCCCUCACCGAGCUGAAAUCUUAUCUUUGUUCGGCCCCUCUUCUCGUCAAACCAGUAGCUUUUGAAACUCUCCAUCUCUAUUUAGCUGUCUCUCCACAUGCCGUAAGCUCGGCACUUGUCCGACGGGAAGGCCUUGAAGACCAACCAAUCUGCUUUACUAGCCGAACCUUACUCCUAGCACAGACUAGAUAUCUACCAUUGGAGAAGCUUCUUCUAGCAUUGGUUACAGCAGCUCGAAAAUUGCUCCCUUAUUUUCAAGAGCACCCCAUCAUAGUCCUCACGGAGUUUCCACUUAAAAAUCUCUUGAGGAAGGCCGACCUAUCAAGCAGAGCCCAAGUAUUGGCAGACUUCAUUGCUGAAUUCACCCCAGGAAGCCCGGAUGAAGAAACAUUGGUCAAGCCUAAUUAUGGGAUGCUAGAACAACAAGAGGCUCGAAAAACUUGGAACUUAUUCAGCGGAGACGUUUGGAAGUUACACGUUGAUGGGGCAUCAAACAGCAACGGCGCGGGUGCAGAGGUUGUCCUUCUGAUCGUCAAUCAAGUAACAGGUGAUUAUGAAGCUCGGGACCCAAGAAUGAUAAAGUAUCAGGCUACGGCUCUUGAGCUAAUCCGAGGGUUAAAGGGAUUCCAAAUCGAACAGAUCAACAGAGAGAACAACGCUCAUGCCGACGCUCUUGCAAGUUUGGCCUCGGCAAGCAAAGCAUCAGAAUACAGACACAUCAGUCUCGGCGAGAUCCACCAGCCAAGCUUCGAGGUCUCGGAAGAAGUGUUCAGCAUUUCCCUCGGCCCUAGUUGGAUGGACGAAAUCGUCUCGUUCCUCAAAGAUGAUACGCUACCCUCCGACAAAAAAGAGGCCCACCGUGUACGCAGCAAAGCAGCCUACUAUUGGAUCUCUGAGCACGGCCAACUCUACAGGAAAAACUUCACUGGGCCAUAUCUUCGAGUUGUUCACCCAACCGAGGUCCCAAUUAUUUUGACUGAACUCCACUCUGGAAGCUGCGGUUGUCACUCUGGCGGGCGUUCCCUCUGUCAAAGAGCUCUCAGUCAAGGAUACUUCUGGAAAGGAAUGAAGAAGGAUUGUGAAGAAGUAGUCAAAAAGUACAAACCUUGCCAACUUUUUUCUCCUAUACCAAGGCAGCCCGCUCAAUCUCUCAAACCUAUCACUAGUCCCUGGCCCUUUGCUCAGUGGGGCUUGGAUAUAGUUGGCAAACUUCCAACUACCCUUGGGGGCUUCAAGAACAUCGUCACGAGGUUCGGCGUGCCUUAUGCAAUUGUUUCGGAUAAUGGCUCCCAAUUCGUCGGCAAAGAGUUAACUAGACUCUGUGCUGAAUUCGGAAUUAGAUUCUUCAAUUCAACCCCAUCCUACCCCCAAAGCAACGGCCAGGCCGAAGCCACAAACAAGACUAUCUGCGCUGGCAUCAAACGUCGGCUAGACUCUAAACGAGGAAAAUGGGCCGAAGAACUGCCUAGGGUCCUUUGGGCCUAUCGCUCCACUCUCAGACGCUCCACUGGCCAAACUCCCUUUGCAAUGGCCUUCAGCAUGGAGGCUGUCAUUCCACUUGAAUCCAGGUUCCCAACCCUCCGCACUGAAACUUUCGAUCCAGAAACCAACAAUGAUGCAGUCGCUACCGAGCUUAUUUUGGCCGAAGAAAAGCGAGACGAUGCCCAGCUCAAAUUAGCUAACUAUCAGCAGGAAGUCGCUCGGGGAUACAAUCGAAGCCUCGGCAUUCUAACCAUUACAACUACGUUCGGAUUUCUAAAUUGCAAACACAUUAUGGCUCGGACAACUUGA